AUGAUGUGGAAUGAUGAGGAUAACAAUCCGUAUGGAACGUCUUUUGAACGACGUGAUUCGGCUGCCUCAUCUAGCCUUCCCUACCUUCAGUCUUCCAAUUCUCAUUCUCAACUUAGUUCCGGUGAUUCCUCUACGUUCGCAGCAGAUGACGACGACCAAAGAUUCAACGACACACGUCCUCAACAAGAUGCAGAUUAUACUGACAGCGAUAGAGAAGGGCCAGAUUCUCUACCUACUACACAAGUCAAAAAGAAAGCUAGCUAUGAAAGUCGAAUUGAGCAGAUACUUUAUGAGAAUCCAGAACUUCCCAUCUUUAUUGUAGACGCCGGAAAGAGCCUAGAGAUGGGAAUUUCCAUGGCUAUUCAUGGGCGAUCUGCUCACAUGAAAAAGGAUUUGGAAGUUCGUCGAAGAUAUUCAGAAUUCGCAUCCCUUCGAGAAGCGCUCUCAAGGUUGCACCCAACUUUGGUAAUACCGCCAAUACCAGAAAAGCAUACCAUGGCAGAUUACGCAGCAAAUCCAACGCAAGCAAAACAAGAUCAACAAAUAAUUGACCUAAGAAAGCGAAUGCUGGCCGUCUUCUUGAACAGGUGUAAGCUUAUGGAUGAGGUGCGAAAUGAUGGUGUCUGGUGGAGAUUUCUUGAUCCAAAUUCAAGCUGGAAUGAAGUAAUUCAUUCCCACCCUAUAUCCUCUAUUCCAAAAUCAAUUAUGAAAGCACCCCCCUUAAAUCCUGCCAAUCCUCUGCCCGCUCAUGCUUACCUUCCGAUUCCCGCUUCAACAGCAAGGCUAAAGGCUGCGUCCCAAGGAAUAACAAACGCCCAAGGCAUGAUAACAUCAACUGAUAUCAAUACUAAUUCACCAAAUAAUUCUCAUUCAAGAGUCAGACCUCCAUCUAUCGGAAGAUUUCCAAACGACAAAUUACAGUUAAGUGACGCUGACCUCGACCCUUUUUUCAUUAAAUUUGAAGCACUGAGUAAAGAAUUGGAAUUGUUACUCACUGGACCCUUGGAGAGGAUUAAUCGUCGAACGUUGAAUCACCUUUCUUCACUUUCAUUAGAUUUUGCAGAGCUUGGUGCUCGGUUUAACGGAUUUGCACUAUCAGAGGCGUCUAGUUCCUUGGCAGCAGCGAUUGAGAGAGUAGGACAAGCGAUCGAUACGUCAUAUCUAGCAACGGAGGAGUUAUCAAGCUCCCUGGGUGCGAGCUUCGCAGAGCCUAUGCGUGAAAGUGCGCAAUUUGCGAGCGUUGUUCGAAGCAUUCUAAGAUACCGUGUUCUUAAAAGAGUUCAACAAGAAAUGACAAACGAAGAAUUAAUAAAGAAGCGAAUACUCCUCGAGUCGCUUGAAAGGAGUGAGAUAGAAGCGAAAAGAAUCGAAAGCUAUCUCAGCAGUGCUAGUAAUUCUAGAUUUCCCAGCUUUUCAGGUUCAGCGAGUACAGAUCCGUCUGUUAGACGGGAGAGUCAACAGCCCCAUGGGUAUAGACCUUCGAUAGAAUCUGAUUUUCCACCUACACAUGGUGAUAGAACAACUGCCUCUGUUGGCCAAGGCGAAGCAUCGUCAAAGGAGCACUUUGCGGCUCAUAGAAAAAACUCAAGCGGAAGUUACAUUGCAAAUAAAAUAUUUGUACGACUCAGUCAUGCUGUUCAUGGUGUAGUAGACGUGGACCCAGAACGUACAAGAAGAGAUCUCAUAGGAAAGACUAAAGAGACAAUUGGUCAACUCGAACAAGCCAAAGAGGUUGCCGAGCAAGACGUAAAAGACGCUAGUUAUGGGAUUCUCAGAGACUUGAAGAGAUUUCAGGCUGGAAAAGAGGAUGAUCUAAGACGAUACAUGCUUGCAUAUGCAAAGAGUCAGAUUGAAUGGGCAAAAAAGAAUAAAGAAACUUGGGAUGAAGCAAAAGGUGAGAUACAAAAUAUUGAUGAAAAUUGA
Blumeria graminis f. sp. triticale is the source of this 1923-nucleotide messenger RNA. The record is from the annotation of a GenBank genome assembly. Lineage: Eukaryota; Fungi; Ascomycota; Leotiomycetes; Helotiales; Erysiphaceae.